AUGGCGGCCCCUCCGGGCCCAGCUCUUCCUGGUCCUCCUAGCUGCGUCGACAGGCCCAACUCCUGCCUCCCAAGCAAAGCAAACAACCUCUCUGGGCUCAGCUCCUGCCCGGCUCCCGCCAGCCUUUGCCCUGAACGUGCUCCAGUCGGCCUCUCCCGGCUCAGCUCUUCCUCUCGGCGGCCUCUGCAGGCCCAAGUUGUCCUCCAGUGGGCCUCUCCAGGGCCAGCUCCUGCCUCCCGCCGGCCUCUGCGGGCCCAAGUCGUCCUCCAGUCGGCCUCCCCCGGCCCAGCUCUUGCCUCUCGGCGGCCUCUCCAGACAGGCCCAGGCUCUGCCUCACAGCGGAGUCUCCACGCCCCGCUCUUGGCCUCCCUGCGGCCCACCCCACUCCGACGUGCCUGCCUUCCUGCGGCUUCGACAGGCCCAGCUCCUGCCUCCCGACGGCCUCAUUCGGCCCAGCUGGCUCCUCAUGAUGGCCUUCCCGGGCCCGGUUUGUCCCCUUUGGCAGCCUCUCCAGGCCCAGCACCUCCUCAAGUCGGCCUCUCCAGACCCAGCUGCAGCCUCCCGGCGUCCUCUCCACGCCCAGCUCUUCCUCCCGGCUGCGUCCACGGGCCCAGCUCCUGCCUCACAGCAACCGCUUUGGACUCAGCUCCUGCCCAGCUCCUGGCGGCCUCUGUCGGCCCAAAACUUCCUCAAGCCACGCUCUCCAGGCCCAGCUCAGGCCUCGACGGUGGCCUUUCCGGGCUCAGCUCCUCGCCCUCCGACGGCGUCUCCGGGCCCCCAGACUUCCUCCAGUGGGCUCCUCUCGGCCCAGCUUGGGCCUCCCGGCGGCCCCUGCGGGCCCAACUCGUCGUGAAGCCGGCCUCCCCGGGCCCAGGUCCGGCCUCCCGGCGGCCUCUCCGGGCGCAGCACGUCCUCGAGUGGGCCCCUCCAGGGCCAGCUCCUGCCUCCCGUCGGCCUCUAGAGGCCCAGCCUCUGCCUCCCUCAUGGCGGCCCCUCCGGGCCCAGCUCUUCCUGGUCCUCCUGGCUGCGUCGACAGGCCCAACUCCUGCCUCCCAAGCAAAGCAAGCAACCUCUCUGGGCUCAGCUCCUGCCCGGCUCCCGCCAGCCUUUGUGGGCCCAGCCCUUUCUCCAGCCGAAGCUCCGCAGGCCCGCCUUCUGCCUCCCGGUGGCCUGCGCAGACGCAGCCCUGGCUGGAGAACAGCCCCUGCAGGCCCCGCUCCUGCCUCCCAGGGGCCUCUCCGGGCCCGGCUCUCGCCUGGCCUCACGGCGGCUUCCCGGGGCCAGGUUCCUGCCUGCCUCCCGGCAGCGUCGACAGGCCCAGCUCCUCCCUGACGGUGGCCUGUUUCGGCCCGACUCAUGCCUCUGGCAACCCGCCCAGCGGUGUGAGCUCCUGCCUCACACUGGCCUGUGCGGGCCGAGGUCCUCCCUCACGCUGGGCCGUGGAGGCCCGGCUCGUGCCUGUCGUGGCCUCCAAAGGCCCAGCCCCUGCCUGUUGGCGGCCUCUCCCGGCCCAGCCUCGACCUCGCAGUGAGCCCUCCAGGCCCACCUCUUGCCUCGCCGUGGCCUCCUCGGGCCAGGCUCCUGCCCUUCGGCGGCCUCUGCAGGCCCAGCUCCUGCCUCCCAGUGGCCUGCGUAGGCCAAGCUCUUGCCACCACGGCGGCCUUUCCAGGCCUGGCGUUUGCUCCUUUGCAUCCUCGCCAGGCCCUGAACGUGCUCCAGUCGGCCUCUCCCGGCCCAGCUCUUCCUCCCGGCGGCCUCUGCAGGCCCAGGUUGUCCUCCAGUGGGCCUCUCCAGGGCCAGCUCCUGCCUCCCGCCGGCCUCUGCGGGCCCAAGUCGUCCUCCAGUCGGCCUCCCCCAGCCCAGCUCUUGCCUCUCGGCGGUCUCUCCAGGUGCACAACUUCCUCCAGUCGGCCUCUCCAGGCCCAGCUCCUCCUGCCUCCCAGUGGCCUCUUUAGGCCCAGCCCGGCUCACGCCUCCCGGCGGCCCUCCCAGGCCCUGCGUUUGACUUUUGGUGGCCUCUUCAGGCCCAGAGCUCAACCUCAGGUCGGCCUCCCCAGGUCCAGCCUCCUGCCUCCCGAGGGCCCGUAGACAGGCCCAGGCUCUGCCUCACAGCGGAGUCUCCACGCCCCGCUCUUGGCCUCCCUGCGGCCCCCCCAAGUCCGACGUGCCUGCCUUCCGGCGACUUCGACAGGCCCAGCUCCUGCCUCCUGACGGCCUCUUUUGGCCCAGCUGGCUCCUCACGACAGCCUUCCCGGGCCCGGUUUGUCCCCUUUGGCGGCCUCUCCAGGCCCAGCACCUCCUCAAGUCGGCCUCUCCAGACCCAGCUGCAGCCUCCCGGCGUCCUCUCCAGGCCCAGCUCUUCCUCCCGGCUGCGUCCACGGGCCCGGCUCCUGCCUCACAGCAACCGCUUUGGACUCAGCUCCUGCCCAGCUCCUGGCGGCCUCUGUCGGCCGAAAACUUCUUCAAGCCACGCUCUCCCGGCCCAGCUCAGGCCUCGACGGUGGCCUCUCCGGGCUCAGCUCCUCGCCCUCCGACGGCGUCUCCGGGCCCCCAGACUUCCUCCAGUGGGCUCCUCUCGGCCCAGCUUGGGCCUCCCGGCGGCCCCUGCGGGCCCAACUCGUCGUGAAGCCGGCCUCGCCGGGCCCAGGUCCGGCCUCCCGGCGGCCUCUCCGGGCGCAGCACGUCCUCGAGUGGGCCCCUCCAGGGCCAGCUCCUGCCUCCCGUCGGCCUCUAGAGGCCCAGCCUCUGCCUCCCUCAUGGCGGCCCCUCCAGGCCCAGCUCUUCCUGGUCCUCCUGGCUGCGUCGACAGGCCCAACUCCUGCCUCCCAAGCAAAGCAAACAACCUCUCUGGGCUCAGCUCCUGCCCGGCUCCCGCCAGCCUUUGUGGGCCCAGCCCUUUCUCCAGCCGAAGCUCUGCAGGCCCGCCUUCUGCCUCCCGGUGGCCUGCGCAGAUGCAGCCCUGGCUGGAGAACAGCCCCUGCAGGCCCGGCUCCUGCCUCCCAGGGGCCUCUCCGGGCCCCGCUCUCGCCUGGCCUCACGGCGGCUUCCCGGGGCCAGGUUCCUGCCUGCCUCGCGGCAGCCUCGACCUCGCAGUGGGCCCUCCAGGCCCACCUCUUGCCUCGCCGUGGCCUCCUCGGGCCAGGCUCCUGCCCUUCGGCGGCCUCUGCAGGCCCAGCUCCUGCCUCCCAGUGGCCUGCGUAGGCCAAGCUCCUGUCUCCACGGCGGCCUUUCCAGGCCUGGCGUUUGCUCCUUUGCAUCCUCGCCAGGCCCUGAACGUGCUCCAGUCGGCCUCUCCCGGCCCAGCUCUUCCUCUCGGCGGCCUCUGCAGGCCCAAGUUGUCCUCCAGUGGGCCUCUCCAGGGCCAGCUCCUGCCUCCCGCCGGCCUCUGCGGGCCCAAGUCGUCCUCCAGUCGGCCUCCCCCGGCCCAGCUCUUGCCUCUCGGCGGCCUCUCCAGGUGCACAACUUCCUCCAGUCGGCCUCUCCAGGCCCAGCUCCUCCUGCCUCCCAGUGGCCUCUUUAGGCCCAGCCCGGCUCACGCCUCCCGGCGGCCCUCCCAGGCCCCGCGUUUGACUUUUGGCGGCCUCUUCAGGCCCAGAGCUCGACCUCAGGUCGCCCUCCCCAGGCCCAGUCUCCUGCCUCCCGAGGGCCCGUAGACAGGCCCAGGCUCUGCCUCACAGCGGAGUCUCCACGCCCCGCUCUUGGCCUCCCUGCGGCCCCCCCCAGUCCGACGUGCCUGCCUUCCGGCGACUUCGACAGGCCCAGCUCCUGCCUCCCGACGGCCUCUUUCGGCCCAGCUGGCUCCUCACGACGGCCUUCCCGGUCCCGUUUUGUCCCCUUUGGCGGCCUCUCCAGGCCCAGCACCUCCUCAAGUCGGCCUCUCCAGACCCAGCUGCAGCCUCCCGGCGUCCUCUCCAGGCCCAGCUCUUCCUCCCUGCUGCGUCCACAGGCCCGGCUCCUGCCUCACAGCAACCGCUUUGGACUCAGCUCCUGCCCAGCUCCUGGCGGCCUCUGUCGGCCGAAAACUUCCUGAAGCCACGCUCUCCCGGCCCAGCUCAGGCCUCGACGGUGGCCUCUCCGGGCUCAGCUCCUCGCCCUCCGACGGCGUCUCCGCCCCCCAGACUUCCUCCAGUGGGCUCCUCUCGGCCCAGCUUGGGCCUCCCGGCGGCCCCUGCGGGCCCAACUCGUCGUGAAUCCGGCCUCCCCGGGCCCAGGUCCGGCCUCCCGGCGGCCUCUCCGGGCGCAGCACGUCCUCGAGUGGGCUCCUCCAGGGCCAGCUCCUGCCUCCCGUCGGCCUCUAGAGGCCCAGCCUCUGCCUCCCUCAUGGCGGCCCCUCCGGGCCCAGCUCUUCCUGGUCCUCCUGGCUGCGUCGACAGGCCCAACUCCUGCCUCCCAAGCAAAGCAAACAACCUCUCUGGGCUCAGCUCCUGCCCGGCUCCCGCCAGCCUUUGUGGGCCCAGCCCUUUCUCCAGCCGAAGCUCUGCAGGCCCGCCUUCUGCCUCCCGGUGGCCUAUGCAGACGCAGCCCUAGCUGGAGAACAGCCCCUGCAGGCCCCGCUCCUGCCUCCCAGGGGCCUCUCCGGGCCCCGCUCUCGCCUGGCCUCACGGCGGCUUCCCGGGGCCAGGUUCCUGCCUGCCUCCCGGCAGCCUCGACAGGCCCAGCUCCUCCCUGACGGUGGCCUGUUUCGGCCCGACUCAUGCCUCUCGCAACCCGCCCAGCAGUGUGAGCUCCUGCCUCACACUGGCCUGUGCGGGCCGAGGUCCUCCCUCACGCUGGGCCGUGGAGGCCCGGCUCGUGCCUCUCGUGGCCUCCCCAGGCGCAGCCUCUGCCUGUUGGCGGCCUCUCCCGGCCCAGCCUCGACCUCGCAGUGGGCCCUCCAGGCCCACCUCUUGCCUCGCCGUGGCCUCCUCGGGCCAGGCUUCUGCCCUUCGGCGGCCUCUGCAGGCCCAGCUCCUGCCUCCCAGUGGCCUGCGUAGGCCAAGCUCCUGCCUCCACGGCGGCCUUUCCAGGCCUGGCGUUUGCUCCUUUGCAUCCUCGCCAGGCCCUGAACGUGCUCCAGUCGGCCUCUCCCGGCCCAGCUCUUCCUCCCGGCGGCCUCUGCAGGCCCACGUUGUCCUCCAGUGGGCCUCUCCAGGGCCAGCUCCUGCCUCCCGCCGGCCUCUGCGGGCCCAAGUCGUCCUCCAGUCGGCCUCCCCCGGCCCAGCUCUUGCCUCUCGGCGGCGUCUCCAGGUGCACAACUUCCGCCAGUCGGCCUCUCCAGGCCCAGUUCCUCCUGCCUCCCAGUGGCCUCUUUAGGCCCAGCCCGGCUCAUGCCUCCCGGCGGCCCUCCCAGUCCCCGCGUUUGACUUUUGGCGGCCUCUUCAGGCCCAGAGCUCGACCUCAGGUCGGCCUCCCCCGGCCCAGCCUCCUGCCUCCCGAGGGCCCGUAGGCAGGCCCAGGCUCUGCCUCACAGCGGAGUCUCCACGCCCCGCUCUUGGCCUCCCUGCGGCCCCCCGCAGUCGGACGCGCCUGCCUUCCGGCGGCUUCGACAGGCCCAGCUCAUGCCUCCCGACGGCCUCUUUCGGCCCAGCUGGCUCCUCACGACGGCCUUCCCGGGCCCGGUUUGUCCCCUUUGGCGGCCUCUCCAGGCCCAGCACCUCCUCAAGUUGGCCUCUCCAGACCCAGCUGCAGCCUCCUGGCAUCCUCUCCAGGCCCAGCUCUUCCUCCCGGCUGCGUCUACUGGCCCGUUUCUGCUCUUCGCUCUCCGACGGCAUCUCCGGGCCCCCAGACUUCCUCCAGUGGGCUGCUCACGGCCCAGCUUGGGCCUCAUGGCGGCCCCUGCGGGCCCAACCCGUCGUGAGUUCGGCCUCCGCCGGCCGAGGUCUGGCCUCCCAUCGGCCUCUCCGGGCGGAGCCCGUCCUCGAGUGGGCCCCUCCAGGGCCAGCUCCUGCCUCCUGUCAGCCUCUAGAGGCCUAGUCUCUGCCUCCCUCAUGGCGGUCCCUCUGGGCCCAGCUCUUCCUCGUCCUCCGCGCUGCGUCGACAGGCCCAACUCCUGCCUCUUGUCCUCCAUUCCUCCUGUCGGCUCUCCCAGGACCCGCGGUUGACUUUUGGCGGCCUCUUCAUGCCCAGAAGUCGAUCUCCGGUCGGCCUUUUCAUGUUGAGCCUCCUGCCUCCGAGGUUCACGUAGACUGGCGUAGGCUCUGCCUCCCAGCGCAGUCUCCACGCCCAGCUCUUCGCCUCCAUGUGGCCCCCUUAGUCCGAGACCCCUGCCUUCUGGAGGCUUCGACAUGCCCAGUUAUUGCCUUGGGAUAUGCUCUUUAGGCCCACUUCACUUCUCAGCUCAGCCUUUCUAUGCUGAGUUUUUUUCUUUUCUCUGCCUGUGUAUGCUGAGAACUUUCUGAAGUUUGCUUCUCCAAAUCCAACUGCAGCAUUGUGGCGUGCUCGUCUGGCCCAUCUCCUGUUCUCACGUGCAUCUACUUGUUCAUGUUUUCCUCACAACUACCUCUUUUAGACUCUGUUCCUAUCCGGCUCCUGGUGUCCUUUGUAUAUCAGAAGCUUUCUGAAUUCCAGCCCUCCAAUUUCACUGCCUUCCUGGUUUCAGGCUGAACAGGCCGAGAUUUUGCGUGACAAUGGCUUCUUAAGGCUGCCUCAACCAACCCAGCUCCUGCCUGACACUGGCCUCUCUAGGCCCAUCUGCUGCCUCUCGCUGUCCUCACCUGGCCCAUCUGUUUCCUCAUGUCUGCCUCCCGAGUCCCAGCUCCUGUCUCACUGUGAUCUCAUUCAUACCAGCUCCUGUCUCAUGAUGGCCUCUUCUGGCCCAUCUUUGACCUGAUAGUGAUGACUCAAAUCCAUCUUCUUCCUCAUCCCAGCCUCUUCUGGUUUUGCUCAUUCUUCGCAUUCACCUCUUCCAGAUCCAGAUUUUUAGUCUUUGAUGGUCAACAGCAUCAAGGAGCCUAAAACUUCCCCAGACUGUUUUUUGUUGGUAACUUCACAGCAGAGUGCCUUAGGAAGACACCUGUCUCUUCUUUUAACCUUGACAGUGGAUUUCUAACAAAUUUGUAAUAAAUUUUGCCUGCAUGGUUU
This is a messenger RNA of Pongo pygmaeus (Bornean orangutan), 7059 nucleotides long. Its product is annotated as basic proline-rich protein-like. The transcript is spliced from 3 exons. Bases 1 to 1332 code for a protein of 443 amino acids. Lineage: Eukaryota; Metazoa; Chordata; Mammalia; Primates; Hominidae. The record is from RefSeq and is a predicted model, not a curated record.